AUGGCUGAAAUUAACAAUACCAGUGCAAUUAAAAAUGACUCUUCUUCAUUUGUGACUUUGGUUUCGAGUGAUGCAUUUGAAUUCAUUAUUCCACGCCAAGUCGCUUGCAUCUCAGGCACCAUUCGACGCAUGUUGAACACCCAACACCAGUUUCGCGAGGCGCUAUCUGGCCGUUGUCAGCUGGAGAAUAUUGAUUCUAUCAUCCUUGAGAAAGUUUGCGAGUAUCUCCAUUACAAUUACCGAAUGCGGGACCAGACUUCGGUGUCUGAUAUGCCUAUCCCCGUUGAACUCUGCCUGGAGCUUUUGAUGGCGGCCGACUACUUGGAGUGUUAA
Messenger RNA from Penicillium taxi, 333 nucleotides. Its product is annotated as elongin C. Bases 1 to 333 code for a protein of 110 amino acids. Gene Ontology annotation, molecular function: protein-macromolecule adaptor activity. The record is from RefSeq and is a predicted model, not a curated record. The transcript has 3 exons. Gene Ontology annotation, biological process: ubiquitin-dependent protein catabolic process. NCBI's taxonomy places the organism in Eukaryota, Fungi, Ascomycota, Eurotiomycetes, Eurotiales, Aspergillaceae. Gene Ontology annotation, cellular component: elongin complex.